This is a messenger RNA of Vicia faba (fava bean), 2373 nucleotides long. The record is from the annotation of a GenBank genome assembly. Lineage: Eukaryota; Viridiplantae; Streptophyta; Magnoliopsida; Fabales; Fabaceae.
AUGGAAAUGGUAGGAAACCUAUCUCUUCCAUUACUAGUCCGAAACUCACCACCCUCCGCCUCCACUCCCAAACCCUCCUCAAUAACCACUCUUGUCAUCAAUGACUUCAGUUCCACCUCACACUCCCGUACCCGCAUGUCCAUCGGUAAGUCCUCCUCCCACCCCAACUCCGGCAAGCCAUGGUCCAACCACAACCUUUCUUCUUCAGGUCAGCAUGUUCUCAACACCUUACUCCACUCUCCCGCUGAUUCCAUUCAACUCGACAAUAUCUUAGCCCCCCUUUUCACCCAACCACAUCCACAUCCCACUCAUUUAUCUCGUGAUAUUCUCGCAAUAAUCAAAGCUUUAGGGUUUCGGAAAAAAUCCGAACUCGCUUUAGCUGUUUUUGAUUGGGUUCGCAACCAGCAAGGUUGUGCUAAUCUUCUAACCGGUUCUGCAAUUGCUGUUAUUGUUAACAUCCUCGGCAAAGCAGGUCGGGUUUCAUCUGCCGCGUCUUUGCUUCGAACUCUUGAGAAGGAUGGGUUUGAGAUUGAUGUUUAUGCUUAUACUUGUCUGAUAACUGCUUAUGCUAGUAAGGGUAGGUACAAUGAUGCUGUCUCUGUCUUCAAUAAGAUGCAACGAGAUGGUUGCACCCCUAAUCUCAUUACAUAUAAUUCCAUGUUGAAUGUUUAUGGAAAAAUGGGUAUGCCUUGGUCUCGUGUUAAUGCGCUUGUUGAUUCUAUGAAAGUGAAUGGAGUUGCUCCUGAUUUGUAUACUUACAAUACCCUUAUCACUUGUUGUCGCCGCAGUUCUCUAUAUGAUGAAGCUGUUAAAGUGUUUGAUCAGAUUAAGAUGGCGGGUUUUUUUCCUGAUAGGGUUACAUAUAAUGCGUUGGUAGAUGUAUUUGCAAAGUCUAGACGCCCCGAGGAGGCUUUGCAGGUGCUUAAAGAUAUGGAAAGUAAUGGCUUCUCUGCAUCCAUUAUUACUUAUAAUUCGUUGAUAUCUGCUUAUGUUAGAGGUGGUUUGUUGGAGGAAGCAUUGCGGCUUAAAAUUCAAAUGGUGGAGAAAGGGAUUAAGCCGGAUGUUUUUACCUACACAACACUUUUCUCAGGGUUUGAGAAGGCUGGGAAAGAUGAGUUUGCUUUUCAAGUUUAUGAAGAAAUGAAAGCGGCGGGAUGCAAACCUAAUAUUUGCACCUUUAAUGCUCUUAUCAAGAUGCAUGGUAAUCGUGGAAAGUUUCUGGAAAUGAUGAAGGUUUUUGAGGAUAUCAAGGAAUGUGGGUGUUCUCCUGAUAUUGUUACUUGGAACACACUUUUGGCUGUGUUUGGACAGAAUCAAAUGGACUCCGAAGUAGCAGGAGUGUUUAAAGAAAUGAAGAGGUCGGGGUUUGUGCCUGAGAGGGACACCUUCAACACUUUAAUUAGUGCGUACAGUAGAUGUGGUUCAUUCGAUCAAGCAAUGACUGUUUAUAAAAGCAUGCUGGAAGCUGGAGUGUCUCCUGAUCUCUCUACCUAUAAUGCUGUUCUAGCCGCCUUGGCUCGAGGUGGGUUUUGGGAACAAUCAGAGAAAAUUAUUGCUGAAAUGAAGGAUGGUCGGUGUAAUCCUAAUGAGCUGACGUACUCUUCUCUGCUUCAUGCCUAUGCCAAUGGUAAGGAGAUUGAAAAGAUGAAAGCACUUGGUGAGGAGAUUUACUCUGGCUCUAUUGAACCACAUCCUGUUCUGUUGAAGACACUUGUUCUUGUAAGUAGCAAGAGUGAACUCCUCAUGGAAACAGAACGUGCUUUUUUUGAAUUAAGGAAAAGAGGAAUUACAUCUGGACUUACUACUCUGAAUGCAAUGAUUUCAAUAUAUGGGAAGAAGCAGGUGGUGUCCAAGGCCAAUGAGAUUUUGGACUUCAUAUAUGAGAAUGGUUUUACUCCAAGUUUGACUACAUAUAAUAGCUUGAUGUAUAUGUAUAGCCGUUCUGAAAAGUUCCAAAAAUCAGAAGAAAUCUUAAGGGGAGUUCUGAAGAAAGGUAUGAAACCAGAUAAGAUUUCAUAUAAUACUGUUAUCUAUGCAUAUUGCAGAAAUGGUAGGAUGAAGGAGGCUUUGAGGAUAUUUUCCGAAAUGAAAGAUUCUGCACUUGUUCCAAAUGUUGUAACUUACAACACAUUCGUUGCCACUUAUGCCGCUGACUCAAUGUUUGUUGAGGCUAUUGAUGUUAUUCGAUACAUGAUCAAGCAGGGAUGUAGGCCAGACCAGAAUACUUAUAACUCCAUUGUUGAUUGGUAUUGCAAGCACAAUCGAAAAGAAGAGGCAAACAGUUUUGUGAAAAACCUUGGUAAUAUUGACCCACAUGUUUCCAAGGAGGAGAAAAGUAGGUUACUAGAGAGAAUGGCAAGGGAACUGCCAUGA